AUGGGCCGACUGCUAGUUGGCUUUGCAGUCGGCACAAUCACUGGCGUAGCUCCAGUAUUUGGAGCAGAAAUUGCAAAGUGGAGGCUCGGCUUCGCCAUCCAGAGCGUCCCCGCCUUGGUCUUGGGCAUCAGCGUACUCUUCCUCGGCGAAUCGCCCAGGUGGCUCUGUCUAAAAGGUCGACACGAGGAAGCCGAAAAAGCUUUCCGCAACUACCACUACGAUGGAUCCAAUGACGACUGGUGCCGCAACGAGUUUACCAUCAUCCAGGUCAAUAUUGCAGAGGAGUUACAGGCUCAGGGUCGACUAUCCUGGGGCGACCUAUUCAAGACGCCAGCUUUCCGCAAACGUCUCUUUGUCGGCUCUUUCGUGUGGGCUGCUGCGAUGCUUUCUGGCAUUUCGUUUGUGCAAUAUUACCAAACGGCCAUCUAUGCCACGCUGCAGUUCAGCCAGGAUCAGCAACUUCUCGUCAGCGGUCUCUAUGGUUCUGUGGCGCCCGUGGCAUGUUUCAUCUCGCUGUUCUUCGUCGAUCGCAUCGGUCGAAGGAAGAUUCUCAUCGUGAGCUCGUCUCUAUUGUCGCUUUGUUACUCGAUCAUCACCAUUUUAGCAGCGGUUUACCCUGCAAGACCCGGAUAUCCAACCAACGAGGCGGCCCAGCGCGGUCUCAUUGCGUGUAUUUUCGCUGUUUCAGCCAACUAUUCUGCCCUCCUGGGACCCAUGACAUGGAUCAUUCCGUGA
Colletotrichum fioriniae is the source of this 735-nucleotide messenger RNA. NCBI's taxonomy places the organism in Eukaryota, Fungi, Ascomycota, Sordariomycetes, Glomerellales, Glomerellaceae. The record is from RefSeq and is a predicted model, not a curated record.